AUGGAUCAACAAGGAAGGAGAAAUGCUCCAAUGGAUAGUUUGUCUCAGCCAGCGGUAAAACCUGAUGACAAUUCCAGUUUUCUUCAAAAAGCAUUUCAGCAUCUUAAACAGCUCUGUAUGGCUUGUUCCACAGGAACAGAAUAUAUUGAUAGCGACUCUGAAUGCAUCUACAAUCAAGAAAUACCCAAUGAGCAUAACGAAUUCGGAUUCGAGUCGUCCAAUUUUUACAAUGGUUCCCCAACAUCAAACAGUUUCAAUACUUCUGUAGAGGCAUUGAGUCUUGAUUAUUCGCUCAGCAUGCCGCAUGCAGACACGCUUUUGAAAUUAAGCAAUCUACCUGUAACGCAACAGUUCGCAGAGGAGAAAGGCUUUGUUACUCGAAGUAAGGAGGAAACAAAGAGAAUAAAAGUUCCAUUCGAGAAGGGAUUCUUCAGUAUUCUUUAUGGAACAUCGCGCACUCCUUUUCUGCAUGCACAAUACGCCGAUUUUUUCAUGUCAGAAUCUCAAGCUCCCAUUUCCAUUGAAAUUGAUAACGAGAAUGCAAAGAAGAGCAUGAAGCUAGCUGAAAAAAAUUUCCCUGAGGCUUUCGAGCAAUUUAUCAAUUUCCUAAAUGGUCCUAACGUACCUCUCUCUGUCCUUCUUCAUCACGUUAUGCUCUAUGACCUAUACUCCCCUCGGCUCAAGGACGCAAUUUGGGAUACUAUUAAAAACUACAUCCAGAAGAUGAAAGGAAGCUACGGAUAUACAGACUUGCAUGUCGAAGCUGCACGAUACAAGCUUACACACCCAAGGUUUAUCAUGGUCCAUCCAGAGGAACUCUUUUCCGUUUAUAACAAUCCUGACUGGGUUUGUGUUUCUAAUGAGCAUUUUCAUUGUAAUAUACACAUCCAACCUAUCGUCAGUAACGCCAUAAGGAGUAGAGAUGACCGUAUAAGAGAAGUGGCCUCAAAGUGUCAAACUCCAGUUGAAUAUGCAUGGCUAGCGCUAGGGCUAGCAUUGCGAAAGAAAGUCUCCAUAUUUCCAAUUCAUGCCUAUCUGAAUUGCAAAUCCAAAUUAUACGAUGAGACCAUUCCUCCUUCUUUAUUGUAUUAUUCAAAGGAAGACGAAAACAUAAAUACUUCAAACAUCGAGGAAAUUAUUAAUUACAUGUAUGAAAUCUUCAAUGCCGAAGCUGCUCUUUGCGGUACUUCUAGCAGGAACAAGGACAAUAUUAAUGCUUCAAAGAUGCAAUUCGCCAAUCUUGAAGUUAACAAUGUCAAACGAGAAAAAGAAACUAAGUUGCAGAAUCCAUUCGAGCCGGAAAACGUAACUCCCGGUAGUUGUUAA
Molecule: messenger RNA, 1326 nt
Organism: Schizosaccharomyces octosporus yFS286
Lineage: Eukaryota; Fungi; Ascomycota; Schizosaccharomycetes; Schizosaccharomycetales; Schizosaccharomycetaceae
Exons: 1
Coding region: 1-1326 (441 amino acids)
Source: RefSeq, a predicted model, not a curated record